Postia placenta MAD-698-R-SB12 is the source of this 1428-nucleotide messenger RNA. RefSeq lists its product as hypothetical. The transcript is spliced from 4 exons. Gene Ontology annotation, cellular component: cytoplasm; nucleus. The record is from RefSeq and is a predicted model, not a curated record. The coding region runs from base 1 to 1293 and encodes 430 amino acids. Gene Ontology annotation, biological process: nucleobase-containing compound metabolic process. NCBI's taxonomy places the organism in Eukaryota, Fungi, Basidiomycota, Agaricomycetes, Polyporales, Adustoporiaceae. Gene Ontology annotation, molecular function: 3'-5' exonuclease activity; nucleic acid binding.
AUGUCCCGCAUUGAAACGUUUUUGGGUGUCUCUGUGGCUACUAGCUCUAGGAUCGAUGUCACGGAUCCCAAAAACAACGCGGACACUGCCGCCGAGAAGCCACCCGCACCCGUCUACGAGCUGUACUCCUGGCGCUCUAAAUCACCCAAUGCUCGCCUUGUGUACAUCCGGAAUGUCCACACGGCGAACGUUGAGGUGGCCCGGCUGGCACACGGUCCGCUUGGCUUUGAUAUGGAGUGGAAGCCAAUCUAUAAUAAAGGGCAGGCUGAGAACCCUGUCUCUUUGAUCCAGCUCGCCAAUUCCGAGACCAUACUACUGAUUCAGAUCAGUGCCAUGCCAAGAUUUCCAGAGGGGCUGAAGGAGCUUCUGUCUGACCCCAGGGUAGUGAAGGCGGGUGUGGGGAUACAGGGCGAUUGCAAAAAGCUGUUCUCGGAUUGGGGCGUGCCGAUGCGUAAUUGCGUGGACCUAUCUCUUCUUGCGCGCACGGUCGACAACGAACGUUGGAAGGGCAGAUACGUGGCCCCCAUCGGCCUGGCUCGGCUAUGCGAAGCCUAUGAAGAACUGACACUAGCCAAAGGCAAAGCAACACGCAGCAACUGGGAACAGGUCCUCACAGAAGUGCAGCAGCAAUACGCGGCCAACGACGGCCAUGUUGGCUACUGGCUCUACUGCAAGUUCGCACAGAUGGCGUCCGCGAUGAACCCCGUCCCGCGUCUGGUGUACUACACGUUCGACUACCUCGACGGACGCCUGUGCGACCCCUUCAUCGGCGUGCGCUGGUCGCCUGAUAACCCAUACUACGACCCUGGGCCUCCGCCCCCGCCUCCACCUCCGAGGCCGCCCAAGGACAAGAAGAAGGCAGUGCAGCGCGAGGGCGAGAGGGCGCUUCCGCGUGCCGUCCGCUUCGGCGACCAUCCCCGCGCGUCGGACGUGCAGGUGGGUCGAGCACCCGCAUCACCUCCAUCGCCUAGGCAGGUGGGUCGAGUAUUCCCAUCGCCCCCAUCGCCCAGGCAGGACCGUGCGGGCCCAAGCCUGCAGUUCCGACCUCCAUCAAGGCAGCCACCGCGCGCGAGGGGACAGUCGCUUGGAUAUAGGGAGCCCCCUGUAUUUGUACCUCCCGGCUUUGGGAUGAAGCCGCAGCCAACGCAUCCUGCGGCUAACAUGCACACUCACGCUACGCCGGUACCAAAUACCUCGUCGGGUGGUGUCGGCGAGCACUCGGGUGCGCCUUCUGGAAGAGGAAAACCGCGGCGGUCUCGGCCUAGAAGACCCCAUAGGAGCGACCCGUCAUAAUGUGUUAGAUGUCGCUCUCCUGUAUUGAUAGCAUUUCCACAGCCGUGCUGUCGACUUGCUAUGCGCGUUCUCACCAUUAGUACACUAUCACAAUGUAAGGUCCUAUAUACCUGAAUAUAUCAGGAUCUACCCCAU